AUUCUAUUCUCUAUCCAUUCCAAGCUCGUAGGGUUCUCCGACGAUGUCCAUCGACAGUAGUAGAAGACUCCUGAUGGCUUCGUCGUCCGACGAUGUGUUUACAGCGAUUUGCGGUGGCACAUUUGUGUACCCGGCGGUCAUGCAUGAGCAGUAUCAAGAUAUCCGGGUGACCAACCGAGACGGUGUUACACCCGGUUCGAUUCGGCAGAUCACUUAUGGACAUGCCAUCUCACGUAUGGUUUCACGGGCGACCGAGGAAAUCACCCGGAUUGACCACACGAGUCGAACCAUUGAAUCUAGGUUCAAGCCCGAUGGUGCCUUCGUGGGCAGGUUCUUUAGUUCGGCCUCCUUGGUCGUAAAGGUCGAACCGCUGUCGAUGAACGAUGGUCCCAACCGUCCAGGUUCGACCGUCGUAUGGACCUUGACCUACGCUUCCGAUUUCAAUGGCGGUGUCAACCUGAACAUGUUCCAAGAUGCUAUAGCAGAGGGCUUCAGGACUUUAGACGUUUAUCUCAGGAGCCCAUAAGAUCGUUAAUUGAUCACCAUAUAUGUACCACAGGGACGUGCUUAGGAUUUCGACAAACUAUUUUACUAAUUUACAUACGUUGGUGUGCUUGAUAUUAAGAAAUAUGUGAUUUGCAC
Molecule: messenger RNA, 642 nt
Organism: Linum trigynum
Lineage: Eukaryota; Viridiplantae; Streptophyta; Magnoliopsida; Malpighiales; Linaceae
Source: the annotation of a GenBank genome assembly